AUGUCGAUUCUCAAGAUACACCCACCCGAUAAAUACCAACAUAUGCGACACAUUAUCAAGCAAGAGCUUAGUCUCGACCCACCGCAGGGCCUACUAGCCGAAUUUACCGAUAGCUUCUACGGUGGCUGCACCCAUGUGGAGCGACUUGUCUCUCCCAAGAAGGCUGCAGACAUGUUUCGUGAAGCAUACAUAGAUCCAGAUAAGGAGGACUGUGGACCAAAGACAGCCACUGGCUCCACACCGCAAACACGGAAAUUGUCUCUUUCUGGCUACGAGAUUAUGGAUCAUGAAAACGCCUCGUCCAUAGGUGAAGGGGAACUUAUCACUGCGUUGACUGGCCAGCUUGAGGUCCACGGCCAGGUCUUCUGGACCCAGGGAGUUGGCGAGGGAGUGACGGGUUGUCUGAAUGAAGUUCUCCAUUCUAUCGGUCUAGUAGUCAAGGUACUUGAAUAUGAAACUGCCGUCACAGAAUGCGAUGCCGCCAUCGAGCUGGAUGAAGAUGAGUAUAUAUCGGGUGAAGUGGUUGUUACGUAUGUGAAAUGCUCAGACGUCACGUCGCAUACUGCGUGGGGCAUCGGUAUAGGCGAGAGUGAAGUGGAUGCAUUCAUGAAGGCUUUUCUUCAAGCGGCAGCAUCUGUAAGUUCAUCCUUGUGGGGGAUGGUUUAG
Molecule: messenger RNA, 666 nt
Organism: Penicillium longicatenatum
Lineage: Eukaryota; Fungi; Ascomycota; Eurotiomycetes; Eurotiales; Aspergillaceae
Exons: 1
Coding region: 1-666 (221 amino acids)
Biological process (GO): L-leucine biosynthetic process
Cellular component (GO): mitochondrion
Molecular function (GO): 2-isopropylmalate synthase activity
Source: RefSeq, a predicted model, not a curated record